Messenger RNA from Acaulospora morrowiae, 1284 nucleotides. The record is from the annotation of a GenBank genome assembly. NCBI's taxonomy places the organism in Eukaryota, Fungi, Glomeromycota, Glomeromycetes, Diversisporales, Acaulosporaceae.
AUGCUUCUUCAAGUGGUCAUAUUCUCGAGUCUCUUUUUAUAUUUGAGUAUAUCGAAAAGAUUUUACAAUUUUGAUUUCACAAAGCAUCUGAGUACCAAAAACCUUUAUCCGAUAGAAUCCGAUACAGCACCAUCUGCGGACGUGCCGGAAUCCUGCGGAUUGGUGCAAUUACAUUUGGUUGCCCGACAUGGUGCAAGAAAUCCCUCGAUUGAUGACGUUAAGGAACUCGAUGUCCUGGAUACACUUUUUGCUAACGUCCCUAUAGUGAAGGAUUGGCGGAAUCCAUUCAGUCAAUCCCAGGCCUCACUCCUCACGCAACGUGGUGAGCACGAACUCUACCUAUUGGGUAAACGGUCACGUAAGCGGCACCCUAAAUUCUGGGGUAACAUUACGUACAAUCCAAACGUCAUAGAAUUCCGGAGUUCAGAACGCUCCAGAUCAGGACAGUCAGGAAUUGCCUAUUCUUUGGGUCUGUUUGAAGGUUAUGGGAAGUUGGGCGAAUCGAUGUUGCAACCAGUCUAUAUACACACCACACCAGCGAGCCAAGAUAAAGAGUUGUUGACGCACCACAUCUGCCCCUUAUGGGUCAACACGAUUAAAUAUAGUCCAGCUUUCGAGAAACAGAAGAAAAUCUUUCUUCAUACUUAUUUAUCUAAAAUUGCUGAAAGACUUAGCAAUCGAUUUGGAAUGAGACCGCCAUUGAAACCAAUUCACGUGGACUAUAUUUAUCGCGCUUGCUCUUACGCCGUAUCAUAUUCCGGUAGCACCGACACGUGGUGCAGUUUGCUAGAGGAAGAUGAUUUUUUAAAAUUGGAAUAUUUUCAUGAUAUGGAGAAAUACUACACUUUUUCCUACGGUUCUCCACUCAACACCAAAUUGGCUUGCAAAUUAUAUACUAGUCUGGUGAAAUCGGUGGACACCUUUUUGGAAGGGAAAUCUUCACUGAAAAGUGUCUUGAAGUUUGCACAUGCCGAAACAAUAAUAUUCGUAACGACAAUGCUGGGUUUAUACAAAGACGAUUACCCUCUCGAAGCCGACAGGUUCUACCAAUCUAAAUCUAGAGAGUUUCGGACUAGCAACAUUGCACCAUUCGCGUCUAACGUUUAUUUUGAGAUCUAUAAUUGCACGAAUAAAUAUGAAACCACGAUCUAUGUUCAGAUGCUAGUCAAUGAAAAACCUGUUGUCAUACCAGGAUGCGGUUACACGUUUUGCCUAUGGGAUAGGUUCAAACAAUUGUUAGGAAACAAUAUCGAUUGUGACUUUGAUAGAAUAUGUCAAUCAUAA